AUGGCAAUCAAAUUUGACUUGUUUAAAAAACAGCACGUUAAAUUUCCUCGUGGACAAACAAAAUCAUGGGACGUAGGAAUAUUAAGUGAAAAUAAAUCGAAAAAUCGAUAUGGAAAUCUGGCCGCCUACGAUGAGACGAGAGUAAAGCUGAAUUUUCAAACAGGAUUGGGACAGAGUGAUUACAUCAACGCAAAUUAUGUUGACGGCUACAAAAUGAAAAAAACAUACAUUGCGACGCAAGGACCGAAGUCGAACACCCUGGUCGAUUUUUGGCGAAUGAUAUGGCAGGAACAGGUUUCCUUGAUUGUGAUGGUCACAAACUUAAUUGAGAAUGGAAAAACAAAGUGCGAAAAGUACUGGCCUGAGGAAAGACAGUCUGUGUGCGUCAAGGGCCUUCAGAUUCAGAGCGUUAAGGAAGAAAUUUACCCCGAUUACACACAGCGCACCAUGCGACUCAUGAAUGGAGACCAAAAUCGUUUGGUUGUGCAAAUGCACUACACACAAUGGCCUGACCACGGAGUGCCUUUCUACGCAAAGUCUCUUGCUUGCUUCAUGGAAAAAAUUCUGGAAAUCAAAUCCGAUAGUCCAGUUGUGGUUCAUUGCAGUGCCGGAGUUGGUCGGACGGGAACCGUCAUUCUGAUUGAUGCCUGUCUUCGAAUGGCGCGAGCAGAAGGUUUUUUUAACGCUUUUGAUAUGUUGGGCAAAAUUCGCGCACAAAGGGCAAAUUUGGUUGACAACGAGGCAAAUGGCAAGAAUUUACUGAAUCAGCACUGGCUGGGAAUUAACAGAAUUUGCACAAUGGAUUGGCAACAUCUUCAGGCGCAAAGCGUAGUUUUGCCAGAGAGGUUUGGACUCCACGACUAUCCUGCUGCGUCUGACAAGUAUUUGAAACUUUUCCCAAGUCAGCCUACGGAACGGAAUCUGAGAUUGAUCAACGCCGUUUUUGUUGAUGGUUUCAAAAAGAAAAACAAGUUCAUCUGCACUCACACACCAACGCAAAGCACAGUAUAA
Neocloeon triangulifer is the source of this 1011-nucleotide messenger RNA. RefSeq names its product receptor-type tyrosine-protein phosphatase T-like. The coding region runs from base 1 to 1011 and encodes 336 amino acids. Lineage: Eukaryota; Metazoa; Arthropoda; Insecta; Ephemeroptera; Baetidae. Gene Ontology annotation, molecular function: protein tyrosine phosphatase activity. Gene Ontology annotation, biological process: protein dephosphorylation. The record is from RefSeq and is a predicted model, not a curated record. The transcript has 8 exons.